GACACAUCCCUGCCACUCACCGGUCACCACCCCUAUACAAUACCACACCGAUCGGGAUUAGCUACCACGCGGUGCCCUGUGUAGUUGUUAUAGCUAGUGAUCAAGUCCGCGCGUGCGUGCAAGUGAGACUAACCCGGUGGCAGGCUUGCGAUGGCUGGUGGAGGGUUCGCCGUGGCCGAUGCCCCGUCGGGCGACUACGGCGGCGGCAUAACCUUCUCCGUCGUGGUCACCUGCCUCAUGGCAGCCUCCGGUGGCCUCAUCUUCGGCUAUGACAUCGGCAUCUCAGGCGGCGUGACGGCGAUGGAGUCAUUCCUGGAGGAAUUCUUCCCGGGCGUGCUCAGACGGAUGGCGGCGGCGCGGCGGGACCAGUACUGCGUCUACGACAGCCACGUGCUCACGGCGUUCACGUCGUCGCUGUACCUGGCGGAAAAUUAUGUUUCCUUUCAUUUAUUUGUUUAA
Messenger RNA from Aegilops tauschii subsp. strangulata, 459 nucleotides. RefSeq names its product sugar transport protein MST1-like. Gene Ontology annotation, cellular component: membrane. The record is from RefSeq and is a predicted model, not a curated record. Lineage: Eukaryota; Viridiplantae; Streptophyta; Magnoliopsida; Poales; Poaceae. Gene Ontology annotation, molecular function: carbohydrate transmembrane transporter activity. Gene Ontology annotation, biological process: transmembrane transport.